AUGACACAUUCCAGCACAGUGGCUCUACAUGAGGUCAAACAUGAAGAUAUACAGGCAAACCAACCCUCUUUCAGGACGCUAGCCAUACCUGAAAGUGAAGAUGAUUGGAAAAUUCGUGAGAAAUAUCGCCCCUUUCUUCUGAAUCCCCAACAAGCGGCCGAGGAUUGGGCCAAUCGCUUGGAACUCGACACCGUGCUGGACAUGGCUGCGGAGGAUCUCAAGACGACUCAGAAACGUAUCAAGGUUUUAGUUUUGUACGGUUCUCUGCGAAAAAGAUCGUACUCAAAGCUUGUGGCCUUGGAAGCCAGUCGAAUCCUCUUCCGACUCGGCUGUGACGUCCGAGUCUUUAAUCCAGAGGGCCUACCGGUCAAGGACGACGUCCAGCAUACGCACCCCAAAGUCCAAGAGCUGCGCGAACUGAGCACAUGGAGCGACGGUCAUCUCUGGGUGACCCCCGAGCAACACGGCAACCUGACUGCCGUCUUCAAGAACCAAAUCGACUGGAUUCCCCUGUCCACCGGCAGCGUUCGACCCACUCAAGGCCGCACCCUGGCCAUCGCCCAAGUAUGCGGAGGGUCCCAAUCGUUCAACGCCGUCAACUCGCUUCGGAUCCUGGGACGGUGGAUGCGCAUGUUUGUGAUCCCGAAUCAAAGCUCAAUUCCAAAGGCAUACACGCAUUUCCCGGAUGCCGGUCAACCGGGGGACUAUCACCUCAUGCCCAGCGGAAACCGGGACCGUUUGGUCGAUUGCAUGGAAGAGUUCGUCAAGUACACUAUCUUGAUGCGGCCUCACUUUGAUCUCUUCGCGGACCGAUAUAGUGAACGCGAGGAAAGGCGAUUGAAACAAGCGGCACAGGCGGCCUAA
Molecule: messenger RNA, 864 nt
Organism: Aspergillus udagawae
Lineage: Eukaryota; Fungi; Ascomycota; Eurotiomycetes; Eurotiales; Aspergillaceae
Gene: arsH
Product: putative arsenic resistance protein ArsH
Exons: 3
Coding region: 1-864 (287 amino acids)
Molecular function (GO): oxidoreductase activity
Source: RefSeq, a predicted model, not a curated record